Molecule: messenger RNA, 1248 nt
Organism: Paramecium primaurelia
Lineage: Eukaryota; Ciliophora; Oligohymenophorea; Peniculida; Parameciidae
Source: the annotation of a GenBank genome assembly
AUGGUCUUUCUCAAACUCAUAUUUCAAACAACCAUAGCUAUCAUUUUUAUGAGUUGUCCAAUAUCAAUAAGCUCAUAUUACUUAUAUGAUCAAAUAUCAACAGACAAAUAAUAAGUAAAACAUAGCAAUAAAUGUAGACAGCUUAUGUAAAAGUACCUUUGACUUAUUUUAUAUUGUUUCAUUUAGGGGUGAUUUAUAUUUGGGUUACUUUAAUAUGGCAUGCUUAUUUAGGAACUGGAGAUAAUUUAAGAAACUUGCUUAUCAAUAUCUGGUAAAAUCAUUACAAAGUCUCAUACCCCAUUAUUCUAUUUAAUGAAGUACUAUAUUUUAUAUAAUUCAACUAGAUUUUUAGUUUUGUUAUUGCUCUAUAUGGAUUCUUUGAUACACCCUUAUAAAUAUACACAGCCAACUAAUUAUUGUAUUAUGCAUUUGCUUUUUUUGUUUGCAAUCAUGUUUAUUCUUACUAUUCAAGAAAUAUCAUCAGAAGAAAUGAUAUACAUUAACUCCCUUAUUGUGAUAAAAGGUUAUUUCAAUCAUAUGAAUACAUCUUUUAUAUUUAAACACUGAUUAUAUUUGUUAGUAAAUUAUCAUAUUUUAAACUUUAGGCUUUUAUUAUUCUAUCAAAUUUGAUAAUUUAGAAAAGGAAAUUAAACCUUUUAUAAAGUUCCUCAUUAAUUAGUUAAUGUUUCAUGUCUUUGAGAUUACCAAGAUUUAUUUUGUAAUAAACCUAUUUGUAUUGAUUUAAUUCCUUUAAGUUAUAAUAGAUGGUAUCUAAUUAAUUAUUGAUUAUGAAUAAAUUUCAUACUUAAUUGCUGGCUUAACAUUAGCAAGUAUAAUAAUAGCUUUUAUCUAUAAUCUUCAUAUAUUAGUAAAUAUAUACAUAUUAUCGAGGGCCAAUAUUAUUUGUAAUUAAGGAAUUGUAGAGAUGGAAGGUUUUUUAAUGAUAACCCUUAAGUUUAAGUAACAAAUUUGAGAGAAGAAGAUUUGGAAAAAAUAGAAAUUAAAUCCUUUAAUUCCUAAUUAGAAGUCUAAUAAAAAAGGAACUAAGCUAUAGAUUUAGCCCAAUUAGAAGAAUAAAAUAAUAAUACAAUAUAAUGUCCCAUUUGCGGUGAUGAUAUACAAAAAAGAUAGAAAAUUAUAUUAUUAGAAUGUUAACAUAUGUUUCAUUCAGAAUGUUUAAUUAGAUGGCUUAAAAUUAAGAAUUCUUGCCCUUACUGUAGAAGAUCAGCAAUAAAAUGUUAAUAAUGA